GCGCUCGAGUCCAGAAUCGCGGAGCUCGGGGCGGAGCUCAGGAAGACCCUGGGGGUGCACGAGGCGGCGGCCCAGCAGACUGUGGCCCUGGCGGGCACGGGCGCGACGGGGGAGGCAGACGACAAGCUGAGGGGCGAGCUGGUCGGGCGGCUGGCCCUCGAAACGCCGAUCCUCGCGGCGGGCCUGGCCGCGGAGCAGGGGAGCGCGGUCGUUCCCUGCGUGCCGACGCUGGGCAGGCAGCGGCGCAACACGGCGGCGCACGUCUUCAGCGCCGUCACGGUGAUCCAGAAGGUCAGCCUCGGCACGUUCGUGGAGUUGACGCACGUGACGGCGCCCGCCUUCGUUUUCGCCGCCCUGCUGGAGCUGGUCUUCAUCCUUGUGGGCA
Prorocentrum cordatum is the source of this 385-nucleotide messenger RNA. The record is from the annotation of a GenBank genome assembly. Lineage: Eukaryota; Dinophyceae; Prorocentrales; Prorocentraceae.